UGUUGGGACCAGAGCUGCUGCGACUUUCUAACCGUCAGCUGUUCGUAGCAGGAGAUUACGGGCAUUACACGACAUUUUUUGCAGCCUUGAUAAAACACAGACGUGCGUAAGUUAACGUAGAGCGUGAUUGUUUACGUUUUGACGCUUCCAUCGACCAAAGACAGGAUUUACAAUAUAUAAACAAACGCUGCGAACUGCUUUUAAGGUGGCACGUCAUCCGUCUCCAACCGCAUCAAGAUCAUCGUCCAAUUUCUCUAAACUAACUUCGUAUAGCUCGCAGUGACAGCAAUGGAUCUACGUGUACCACCUCACUAGGAGUCAAUCUCCCAAACAUUUGCGUGUGAACAUGAUAGAGGAGGACAGUUUGUUGUCAGGAAGGCAGCCCAUGGCAAGUGGAGGAGGAGGGCUCGGACAUCCCAACUCGGCCGAACAGAAAGUAGCCCUUACCUACCCCCAGCAGGUCGAGAUCGGGCAUCCUGGUCAUCUCCCCGGGUCUCACUAGUGCAAAACAACUCGCCUUGUAAUGGAGACCGUGGGAAAAUUCGAGUUCAGUCGAAAGGACUUGAUCGGACAUGGCGCAUUUGCUGUCGUAUUCAAAGGCAGGCAUAAAGAGAAACACGACUGGGAAGUGGCAGUCAAAUGCAUCAACAAAAAGAACUUGGCAAAAUCCCAGACACUGUUGGGCAAAGAGAUCAAAAUUCUCAAGGAACUUAAACAUGAGAACAUCGUUGCGUUACUGGACUUUCAGGAAACUGCCAGCUCAGUGUACCUGGUGAUGGAGUACUGCAAUGGUGGGGACCUUGCUGACUACUUGCACUCCAAAGGCACCCUGAGCGAGGACACCAUCCGAGUGUUUCUGCAGCAGAUCGCCGGGGCCAUGAGGGUGCUCCAGGCCAAAGGGAUCAUCCACCGAGACCUGAAGCCCCAGAACAUUCUACUGUCCUACCCACCAGGCCGCAAGUCACACUCCAACAACACCUGCAUCAAGAUUGCUGACUUUGGCUUUGCCCGGUAUCUUCAAAACAACAUGAUGGCAGCAACACUGUGCGGCUCCCCUAUGUACAUGGCACCAGAAGUGAUCAUGUCCCAAAGCUACGAUGCCAAGGCGGAUCUGUGGAGCAUCGGCACCAUAGUGUUCCAGUGCCUGACCGGGAAGGCGCCUUUUCAAGCCAGCAGUCCACAGGAUCUUCGACUGUUCUAUGAAAAAAAUACUCAUCUCACUCCCAAUAUCCCCAGAGAGACCUCGUCCCAUCUGAGGCAUCUGCUGCUGGGACUGCUGCAGCGCAACUACAAAGACCGGAUGGAUUAUGAUGAGUUCUUCAGUCAUCCUUUUCUCGAGGCAAGCUCAUCUAUAAAGAAGACAACCCCCACAGUCACCAUGACCUGCUUCCCCAGCUCUGCCUCGGCCAGCUCCUGUAGCAGCUCCUCCACCUCUCACCUGGCCUCACCUCCGCAGUCCCUCGCAGAUGGACAGCAGGUGCGCCCCAAAGCUCUGGCCUCUCCCACACAAGAGGCCACCGGGUUCCUCCUCAAAGACUCUUCAGGAGGAGCGGCCAGCAGCAAGAACUCCUCCUCCUGCGACACAGACGACUUUGUGAUGGUUCCGGCUCACUUUAACACAGGUGAGCUCACUUGUGAGAGCAAAGUGCUUCAGGACAGCCUCAUGAACAGCGGCUCCCUCCUGGCCUCUGCGGGACUGUGUAGCAAAACGCCACCACACUCACCGUCUAGCGGCUCUCCAAGUCCCAUCAGGCCCAGUGACUUCUUGGGGAGUAACUAUGGAAACCAUGGUCAUUCGCUGCCUAUCCCAGUCCCCACUCAGGUCCACAACUACCAGCGCUUGGAACAGAACCUCCAGUGUCCUCGACAAGAUGGCUCACCACGAACGUCGACCCCGGUGCGUCGCUGCAGCAGUAACAGCUCACUGGGCUACGGUCGUCAGGGACCUUCACCCCCCUACGGUCAGGGAGUGGUGCCCACCAACCGCCGCCUCUCUCUGGGUGGUGCGAGACCCUUCCACCUCUCUCCACAAGCCGCCCCUCCUCCCCCUCACACUGAACUCCGACUAACUGCUCACCAGCAAACAGGACUGGGGUCACGGCUCCACAGCGCGCCCUGUCUGCUGGAGUGCGCCAGUGCAGGCGGCAGACAGAAGAUCCGCAAGCAGCACUCUGACCCAGUAGCAGUCCCCAGUUCAGGCUUGAUGAAUGUGAGACCACUGCAUUCCUCCCCCAGGCUCAGCGAACUAAUGCAGCGCAGCCCUCUACCCACCAUACUGGGCUCUCCCUCCAGGGCGAUCCCUCCAUUCGAGUUCCCCAAACCCACCAGCUCCCCGAACCUCAUGACCUUCCUGACGCAGGGUUUGGUGAUAGGGUCUCCUUCCAACAGGACUGCCCCACCAGAACCACAACACACUCACUGCAUCCACCGAGCCAAUGACAACACCCAAGGCUUCGCAAGGUCUCAGAGCGCUGGUCGGCUGUCAGACAUGCUGCUAAUGGCUGCUUUUGGCCCUAACGCUCCUGUGGCGGAGAGGGGCAGCACAGAGAACCUCACGUCUGAAAAAGCCAUUGACAUUAUAACUCCCCCUAGUGGCACUAGUGGCUUUGCUCCCAGCUCGGGCAGCCCCGCACAGGUGGUCUUCACUGUGGGAUCUCCUCCCGCUGGCAGCACCCCUCCUCAGUCUUCCCGUCAGAGGAAAUACUCAGGCUCGUUGACUUCAGUCAGCUCUGGGGGCUCUCUGACCAGUCGGUACCCUCCCACAGUGGACGAGGCACCCUCCAGCCCACGCUUCAGCUUCACUGACCCCAUCUCUGCUAACAUGGGCGGGCCUGUGACCUUUGAGGCUCCUGAGCUGCCCGAGGAGACUCUGAUGGAGCAGGAGCAUACGGACACAGUUCAGAGCCUGCGUUUCACCCUGGAGUUUGCACGCUGUCUGGUGGAGGUGGCUGCAGCCCGUGGCAGUGCAGCGGAGCACCCAGACACACCCCCUCCUCCUCCCCUCCAGCAGCAGCAGCAGCAGCACAGCCUGGUGGCCGAUCAGAUCAGCUCCCUCAGCAGAGAGUGGAGCUAUGCCGAACAGCUGGUUCUUUAUCUGAAGAGCGCAGACCUGUUGUCGACCGCCUUACACACAGCAAAGGAGCGAGUGAAGGAGGGCAAACUCUACCCUUCCACAACUGUCAAACAAGUUGUGAAGAAGCUGAAUGAGCUGUACAAGACCAGUGUAGCCUCCUGCCGCUCCCUUAGCACUCGUCUGGAGCGCUUCUUUUCCAGGAAGCAUCGGCUGAUGGACCAGAUCAGCUCUAUCACCGCGGAGAGGCUGCUGUUCAGCCACACUGUGCAGAUGGUUCAAGCUACUGCGUUGGAUGAGAUGUUCCACCAGGGGGAGGCCUCCAUCCUGCGAUAUCACAAAGCACUGCUGCUAAUGGAGGGCCUGUCUAUGCUGCUCUCUGAACAGGAGGACAUCCUCAGUGUUAGCAAAUGUAAAGAGUGCAUUGAGCGACGCAUCACAGCUCUACAGUCUGGCCUCUGCGUUUAGGAGUGGACCACAGUGUAAUGGAGUUUAGAUCAUAUGUCAUUUUUUCACCCAGACAAACUCUCAACAAGUCCCAUAUUUUCUACUAGAUACAUUAUUUUUGUCUUCAGUUAGUCAUCCAAUUCAAGGAUUUUGAUUCACCUCCACGUCCACUUGAUCAUCUUAAACUAUGGACUGUUGAAAAUGGCUUUGGUAAUGGGUCGGACAAAAAGCACGAAUGUCUGUCUUGGAGAUAGAAAGACUCUAAAGGCACUGAAGUCCAACAGAAUCUCCUAAACUGAAGUAAACCAUUGCAAAUAAAACAAAGAGGACACCUAUCCACACACUUAGUACACCUUGUUAGUGUUCUAGAUGCUUCUAAUUGCAAUUGACAAUUCUAUAAUCAAAUCCAAAUGCGGGGAAUUGUAGCUCAUGUAAGUUUUUUUUUUUUUUUUUUUCUGUGUGUCUCAAAGUUCAAUCAAAUGUCAGUGUACCCAGGUAAAGGACAGAAAAAGAUCAUUCUUAGCUUUUCAGCACACUGAUGAAACCUGUUCAAAUGACCAAAAACAGUAAAGUUACACUGUUAGAUGUAUUAGGACAUGCUCUCUGUGGGACACGUAAUAGAACAGAAUAGAAAUAGACAAAGUGAGUAUGGCUUGCUUUUUAAAAUAAUCAAAACAUCAACUCUAUCCAAAAAACUGGAACUUUAAAAUGUAGCUUUCCUACAAGGACUGGUGUUUGCCCCACUGCUCUCACUUUAGUGUGUUUUUGAAGAAUGUGGGGGCGAGAUGCUGUUGAUUCCAUAUUUGUGUUCAUGUCUGUUAUGUCGGAUCUGAAUGAGUACAGUCACAUUUGAAUGUAAGCAGACGGGAGGAGCACAGAGCUAAGUCUAAGUGUUUGUCCAGCAUUUAGACUGAUCCCCAAGCUGUGUGGAAUGACUUUGCACUGUUUAAGUACUGUAUUCAGUGGUUUGGAAUGGAACAUGCAGAACAUGCUACUUUUGAUCAUUUAGUGAUGUUUCAUUGAGUUGUUAUCUAGUUACUGUUGUGUGUUAGAUGUGAGAAUGCUUAUCCAAGACUGUAUAAGCUAUGUAUCAUUGCAGAGUUCUGCUGGUGACAGUGUUGUUUUUGGCGUGUGCAUUCAUUGUCUUGUUUUGUUAGUAUAGUUUAUCAGCCUCAGUCUGUCCUGAAGGCGCUGACAUGUAGAGGCUGUUUUAUUUGGAGUUUUCAAAGACGAUGUGCAUGAGCACAUGCAUGAGUGUUUUAUUGAGGUAUUAGUGAUUUGAUGAAAUCCAUGUUUGAACUACUAAUGUUGGUUUCCAGUUUACACUGGGUACACUGCGUUUUACAGACAACGCACCGGAAAGUGGAUUUCUCUAGAUUGUACUUGUUUGCCUUAAUAGUUGUUAAGUUGUUUGAUAGAGUAAACCUUUAAAGAAAUCAGAGUUAAACUUUUAAGACACAGAAGAAGAAAUGAGUGAAGACACUGUCAGCAGAAUGAAGCAAUGUGUGAAGUGAAUCUUUCAGACAGAAGUCCAGAGAAGGCUGUGUAUAUUUUGCUUUGUGGCCUUGUAUAAUGUUUGGUUGAUAUUACUUGUGUUUGUAUGUGUGCACAUUCCACAUAGACUAACCAUCUCUGUCUGACACCAUAUACUUAGUAUUUGCAGACUUUGUUUUUCUUCUACUAUAGAAAUAAUGUUGAUGACUUUAUAAAUGAAACUAAUGCAUAUGUCACUUUUACUUCCCAUAAUUGUUUAUCAGCGUUUUUGAUCACCUUAAGACUCAGAAAUUGGAUUUAUGCAGCAGCCAGUUUCCUGGAAAUGCCUAAUGGACACCCAGAGUGUGUAGGGAACUACGCACCAUCGCCUCGUACAUGCUGUAACAUGUUACAAGUGUCCUUGAAAAGAUGGCCUCCAGUUGUGCUGGUAAAGAGAAGUGGAACCCCAGGAAGAUUCAGCUAAAACAUGCACUCCACCUUCUUCUAUCAUCGAUGUAUCAGACUUGUUUGCCAAGAAUGUUUUUGUAUUUUAUUUUCACCUGACAAACUUUGUUUCACUUGUAAAUAUUGUAAAUUAAGUUAUUGUUGUUGUACAUAUUGAGCUAUGGGUAUGGAGGGAGCAGAUUCCACCUACGUUUCCAAAGAAUGGCGCUCUGAUCUACCCAGUGCCUUGAUAAAGGCGUUUUAAAUGUGUCUCAUCGGUGACACACUAUUUCCUUCUUGUGUGAGCUCUAAUAUUACUGUGUGACUGAGAGUUGCAAUAAAAAACAAAAGCAAAAAGC
Molecule: messenger RNA, 5793 nt
Organism: Boleophthalmus pectinirostris (great blue-spotted mudskipper)
Lineage: Eukaryota; Metazoa; Chordata; Actinopteri; Gobiiformes; Gobiidae
Gene: ulk1b
Product: unc-51 like autophagy activating kinase 1
Biological process (GO): positive regulation of autophagy; peptidyl-serine phosphorylation; autophagy
Cellular component (GO): cytoplasm; autophagosome
Molecular function (GO): protein serine/threonine kinase activity; ATP binding
Source: RefSeq, a predicted model, not a curated record